Messenger RNA from Echinococcus granulosus, 1650 nucleotides. Its product is annotated as DDB1- and CUL4-associated factor. The record is from RefSeq and is a predicted model, not a curated record. Gene Ontology annotation, molecular function: protein binding. The transcript has 6 exons. Lineage: Eukaryota; Metazoa; Platyhelminthes; Cestoda; Cyclophyllidea; Taeniidae. Gene Ontology annotation, biological process: carbohydrate metabolic process; peptide modification. The coding region runs from base 1 to 1650 and encodes 549 amino acids. Gene Ontology annotation, cellular component: nucleus.
AUGUCUGGAACUCCUGCUUCGGGCCCAGUGGGCACUUUGAAUCCACAAACUGCUACAUCUACCAUACCUCCUGUAUCAAAUCCUAAAAACAAGGAAAUUUACAAAUACGAAGCGCCCUGGAAUAUCUACUCUCUUAAUUGGUCACUGCGACAGGAUAAACGCUUUCGUCUAGCGGUUGGAAGUUUUAUCGAGGAAUACAACAAUAAAAUUCAAAUAAUCACUCUCGAUGAGGAACAGGGUGAAUUUGUCGCCCAGCCUGCUUUUAAUCACUACUAUCCAGCCACGAAAGUAAUGUGGAUGCCAGACCCAAAAGGCAACUGUCCGGAUUUACUGGCUACGAGUGGGGAUUAUCUCCGCAUAUGGAAAGUAUCUGAAAAUCCCACAAAACUAGAAUGUACACUUAAUAAUAACCAAUCUACCGGUUUCUGUGCGCCACUGACCUCCUUCGAUUGGAAUGAAGCUGAUCCGACAAUUAUUGGUGCUUCCAGUGUGGAUACAACGUGCACGAUUUGGGGGUUAGAGACUCAACAAGCUAUUGGACGAACUCGAAAUGUUAAUGGUCAUGUUAAAACGCAAGUAAUUGCCCAUGACAAGGAGGUUUACGAUAUAGCCUUCAGUCGCGCAACUGGUAAUCGAGAUAUUUUUGCUAGUGUUGGUGCGGAUGGGUCAGUGCGUCUCUUCGAUCUUCGGAAUCUCCUGACAUCCACCAUAAUUUAUGAGAAUCGUAACCGGACCCCACUUUUGCGUCUGGCGUGGAAUCGACAGGACCCCAAUUAUAUCGCCACCUUUGCAAUGGACUCUAAGGAGGUAACCAUACUGGACCUCCGUGUUCUCUCCACACCAAUGGCCACGUUGGAUAACCACCGGGGUUAUCUAAACGGACUGGCCUGGGCGCCGCACUCGAGCUGUCACAUUUGCACUGCUGGCGAGGACUGCCUGGCGCUGAUUUGGGACAUACAGUCGAUGCCAAGGGCAAUCGAGGACCCAAUUUUGGCCUACACAGCGGCAGCGGAAAUAAACCAGAUCCAGUGGAGCGCUCUUCAACCUGACUGGAUUGCAAUCUGCUAUCAAAAUUGCCUGGAGAUAUUGCGUAUCCUCUUUGUGGGACUGAAGUUGCAGAGGGAUCAUGAGCUUACGGAAAACGCUGAUGUUUGUCGAUUCAUCCAAACGGUGAACGAAUUCAUUGAUAAGGCCUAUAAAAGACGCAGUAAAUCGAGGCUGAGUGAAAGAAUCAGUGUUUUUACGAGUGACUACACAGCACCUUGUUUGGUUAUGGCGCUCUCUAAGGCAUCCAAUGCCUCGAAAGCAUUCAUGGGUUUCAGCAGAUGUGCAAAGUAUGCAGAAUAUGAAAUACCCGAUGAGGCACUCUAUGGUCGUGUGGGCUAUCUAGCCGGGAUCCUAACUCUCUUAGAUAAUGGUCAUCAGAUUGAUGAAGAUGACGUGCGUAAAAUUGUGGAAAAAGUCCUUCACGAAGGUCGUUCUCUCUCUGAGAAGGUGGCUUCACGUCCGGGUAUGUACAGUGAACUGAUGAAAGGUAUUGGGAAACCACCCAUCUGUCCGCCUCUCAUGUUCAUGUGGCACGACAAAUUUUACCUCGGGGCUGCUCACGGCUUUGCCGGGAUUCUACACAUUCUAUUAAGGGUACAGUAA